UUCACAAUUUGACAAACCCUAUAAAUAAUCUUUUUAGCUUGUUUAUUUGAGGUUAUCUGUCUUUGAAUUGUAUUUUUGCUAAUUUGAAAAUAAAAAAUCCCUAUUUUCUUUAUAAAGAUUACCAAAUGUUGCCUAGAAGUUUAGGGUACCGUUCCAUUCGGAAUGUUUUAAGAAUAUCUAGAGAGAAUUCUACAGUGGCACAGACACAACCCGCUACUGAAAAUGCACCUGCAGAUACUAAGCCACAGAAAAACCCUCUGGACCACCCAGACUAUUUCCAAGUCUACAACUUAUUUACUAUUAAAGAUUUAUUUGAUGCCAGAGUUCAUUAUGGACAUAAGGAAGGUUCUCUCAAUGACUACAUGAGACCUUACAUCUAUGGUUCUCGGUUGGGCCAUUUGAUAUUUGACUUGGACGUAACUGCAGAGCAUUUACGAAGAGCUUUGAAUUUUACUGCACAUGUUGCAUACAGAGGGGGCAUUAUUUGUUUCUUCAAUAGAAAUGCCCUUAAUGCACAUUUAGUUGAGAAGACGGCUCUAGAAGCCGGGGAGUAUGCACAUACUAGGUUCUGGCGCGGGGGCAUCUUCACUAAUGCUAAUCAUCAGUUUGGAGCAGUCACAAGGCUGCCUGACCUCUGCAUAUUCUUCAAUACACAGAACAAUAUUCUCAACCAACACACUGCUGUAAGAGAUAGUGCUAAGAUGUUGAUACCUACUAUAGGCAUUGUUGAUACUAACUGCAAUCCUAAUUUAAUCACCUACCCAGUACCAGGAAAUGAUGACACCCCAUGUGCCAUAGAAUUAUAUUGUAAAUUAUUUAAAGCUGCCAUUCUACGUGGUAAAGAAGCAAAAAUGAAGUUUUUACAAGAGAACAACUAAUUAAUUGUGUAGUUGUAAAAUUUAGAAAUAAUACACAUUAGGUAUUAAAUAAUUAGUUUUAUUUUUAUAAUAGUGACUGUAAAAUAUACACAUGAAAUAAAAACAAUAUCACAAAGUUUAUUCUAAAGAUUAGGUAUUCAAUAAGUUGGUCCCAAAUAAAAGUAACAUGAUAUACAUAUGAACAAACUUAAUAUAUAAAGAUCAAUUCCAUGAGUGAGACAACUCAAAUUCCAUAUAAAAUUGACUAGCCAAUCUCCUCGGAGCGAAGUUUACAUCGCAUUAUCUUAAAAGUAUACAACUCGCUUGUGAAAUUGAUCUUGUAAAGGUAUAAUAUUCAAAACAUUAAUUACUGUAAUAGGAUAGCUGUCAUAGCACAAAAAUCACAUAAAAUAUUGUUCAUCCGAGGAGGACUUUGCGCAUCAUGUGAGGGUGAGGAUUUGUGUUCUCCUCCCUACUCUCCCAACUGCCGAUGAUGCACUUAGAACUGCAGAGAUACUGCAGCAAUGGGAUGCGGUA
Molecule: messenger RNA, 1394 nt
Organism: Pectinophora gossypiella (pink bollworm)
Lineage: Eukaryota; Metazoa; Arthropoda; Insecta; Lepidoptera; Gelechiidae
Gene: mRpS2
Product: 28S ribosomal protein S2, mitochondrial
Exons: 3
Coding region: 126-878 (250 amino acids)
Biological process (GO): translation
Cellular component (GO): mitochondrial small ribosomal subunit; ribosome
Molecular function (GO): structural constituent of ribosome
Source: RefSeq, a predicted model, not a curated record